AUGCCUCGAACACCUUCACCAUUGAGUAUUCCGUCGCCGGUCGAAGAGAUCCAGAUGGAAGAAACAAAGCCGCCCUCCGAGUCACCGCCGGACACGAUAGUAGCGAACACUGAUGCUCAAGACUUCGCCUCGCCCAAGAGUCCUACGGUCGCCUUCGCCAACGCACCUGAACUCGAAGAUGGCCGCCGUCACCACCACCGCGAGCCUCCUGAACACAGACUUACCGAGGUUUGCUCAAAUACAUACUCUACGGAAGAGGAGGAGCAACAGUUCAGUAUGCGGCCGCGAUCCAUGUCACACCACCUGUCUGCUCAGGACAUCCCGUCUAGACGCUGGCUGACGAUCAAGGCGAAGUGGUGGAGGGCCUUGGAGACGUUGGGCAUGUGUUUCCACAGCUGGGCCUGGCCUCGUCCUGCAAAGCCUGCCUUCAAAUGGGGCAUCGAGACGGAUACCAAUCCUAUUGAACUAUACUUCUACCUCCCCUCGGUACACAACGAGGUCCUCGAGCGGGAUCCCUCGCACCGUUUCCCCUGUGUUGUCAACUUCCAUGGUGGUGGGUUUUGUCUGGGCGAAGCAACAGAUGACAAGUAUUGGGCACGCGUUGUCCUACAGCAUACGAACUGCAUCUUCGUCAGCGUCAAUUAUCGACGUGCACCCGAGCAUCCCUUCCCUGGCCCCGUGGACGAUUGUGUCGAAGCCCUGCUGUUCGUGGCCGAACACGCCGAGGAACUCCAUAUUGACCAAACAAAUAUCGCUCUCUCGGGUUUCUCUGCAGGAGGUAACCUAGCCUUUACCUCAGCUCUUCGUCUCACGCACCACCGGAAGAUCAACGCCCUGGAAAAGACCAAAUCCCGGCCCCUGACUGCUCGCAGUACCGCUACCACUGAGACCACCGACACCUAUGGCUCCCAGAUGAACGAUAACGAUGAACAACCCCAUGAAUCACACGACUUCUUGACGCCUAUGCCUUCAGACUCCGCUCACUCCAGCUCCCACCUGAUUCGCCAAAAGUCAGGCUCCCCUCUGCAAAUACGCUCCAUUGUCGCGUGGUACCCAUUGCUUGACUGGACCAUGUCUCGAUCGCGUAAGAUACGUGAAUCACUGGACCCCAAGAGAUGUCUGUCCAAGACCUUCACUGACUUGUUCGACUUCUCCUACCUUCCCCCACCGGAUCUCCACGGUGACCACUGCAGUCCUUAUGCCUCUCCGUCCUUGGCACCCGACGAAAUGCUCCAGACUGGCCUACCGCGAGACAUCCAAAUGUGGCUAUGCGAGUGGGACAUGCUCCUCCGAGAAGGGCAACUCUUUGCCGAACGGCUGGAUAACCUGGGCAAACGAGUUGACAGCAAGAUGAUUCCUCAAGUGCCUCACGCCUGGGACAAGUCGCCGAACCCGUUCCGAGACCAGAAGGCUAUCGAUGCGCUGUACACCAAGGCAGCCAUGAAUUUGAACAGAGUUUUCCAGGAUAGGGAUGGUCUCGGACCAUUCAGUUCAAUGAGUUCACUUAAUCCCAACGAUCCAAUCAUCCAAAGACAGCCCAGAAGGAGCAUUGCCCUACCCUUGUGA
Messenger RNA from Cladophialophora yegresii CBS 114405, 1566 nucleotides. RefSeq lists its product as uncharacterized. Gene Ontology annotation, molecular function: hydrolase activity. The transcript has a single exon. The record is from RefSeq and is a predicted model, not a curated record. Bases 1 to 1566 code for a protein of 521 amino acids. NCBI's taxonomy places the organism in Eukaryota, Fungi, Ascomycota, Eurotiomycetes, Chaetothyriales, Herpotrichiellaceae.